Messenger RNA from Diospyros lotus (date-plum), 1787 nucleotides. RefSeq names its product sugar transport protein 8-like. The record is from RefSeq and is a predicted model, not a curated record. Gene Ontology annotation, biological process: monosaccharide transmembrane transport. The transcript has 4 exons. NCBI's taxonomy places the organism in Eukaryota, Viridiplantae, Streptophyta, Magnoliopsida, Ericales, Ebenaceae. Gene Ontology annotation, cellular component: membrane. The coding region runs from base 124 to 1626 and encodes 500 amino acids. Gene Ontology annotation, molecular function: monosaccharide transmembrane transporter activity.
UGCUCCAUCCCCCAUCUCUCUGUCUCUUGAUCGAUCGACCUUCUUUACAUGGUUUCCGUGCAGUAGAUAUAUAUUUUGCAUUUUCAACAUCAUCUCGAUCGACCUGGAGAGAAAAAUUCAAACAUGGCAGAAGAGGUUGUGACGUACAAAUCGAGAACCACUGUUUAUGUGCUAGCAUGUUGGAUCCUCGCAGCCUUUGGAGGCCUGAUGUUCGGCUAUGACAUUGGCAUUUCAGGUGGGGUGUCGGCCAUGGAUGAUUUCUUGAUCAAAUUCUUCCCAAAAGUUCAUGAGAGGAAACUCCACGCCAAGGAAGACAACUACUGCAAGUACGACGAUCAGCUACUUCAGCUUUUCACCUCCUCCUUGUACCUGGCCGCCCUUGUUGCAAGCUUCGGAGCAUCGAAGGCCUGCACCGUGCUUGGCCGGAAACCCACGAUUCUAGUGGCCUCAACGUUUUUCUUGGCCGGAGCCGGUCUCAGCGCCGGAGCUGAAUUUAAAUGGAUGUUGAUCCUUGGAAGGAUUCUCUUUGGCAUUGGAGUUGGUUUUGGCAACGAGGCCGUUCCGGUGUUCUUAUCGGAGAUUGCACCGGUCCAACUGAGAGGGGCAGUGAACAUUCUCUUCCAACUCUUCGUAACCAUUGGGAUUUUCAUAGCCAACCUUGUGAACUAUCGGACUUCAGAGAUGCACCCAAAUGGAUGGAGGGUGUCACUAGGCCUGGCUGCCAUCCCGGGAUUCGUCCUAUUCUGCGGCUCGAUGAUCCUGACAGAAACUCCGGCCAGCCUGGUCGAGCGAGGGAACGAAGCCCGAGGCAAGGCGGCGCUGAAGAAGAUCCGGGGUGUCGAACAAGUCGAUGCGGAAUUUGAAGAGAUCAAGAACGCGUGCGAGAUUGCAAAGCAAGUCAAGCAGCCGUUCAAGAAGCUGAUGAAGCGAUCCAGCAGGCCCCCUCUGAUCAUCGGCAUCAUGAUGCAAGUAUUCCAGCAGUGUACAGGGAUCAAUGCCAUCAUGUUCUAUGCCCCUGUUUUGUUCCAAACCAUGGGGUUCAAGAACAAUGCCUCUCUGUUAUCCGCAGUUAUAACUGGAAUUGUGAAUGUGGCCAGCACUUUUGUUUCCAUCUUUGCUGUCGAUAAGAUUGGGCGGAGGAAGCUGCUUCUCCAGGCCUGCGUCCAGAUGUUCAUCGCUCAGGCAAGUAUCGGUGCCAUCCUGCUGGUUCAUUUGAAAACCACCGGCUCGCUUGACAAAGGGCUGGCGGCGUUGGUGGUGGUGCUGGUGUGCGUAUUCGUCAUGAGCUUCGCCUGGUCAUGGGGGCCUCUCGGUUGGCUCAUACCGAGCGAGACGUUCCCCCUCGAGACACGAACCGCCGGCUUUGCCUUCGCCGUGAGCUCCAACAUGCUCUUCACUUUCCUCAUAGCUCAAGCCUUCUUGUCAAUGCUCUGCCAUAUGAAAGCCUACAUAUUCUUCUUCUUCUCGGCUUGGAUUCUGGCCAUGGGAAUUUUUGUGGUCUUCCUGCUGCCGGAGACCAAGGGCGUCCCCAUCGACUCCAUUGCCGAGAGGGUGUGGAAGCAGCAUCCGGUGUGGAAAAAGUUCAUGGACGAUGACAGUCCAAAGGUCUAUGAGAUGGCAGCCUAAUUGCAGCGAAAAAGGUUGUUCGAACUUGUUUAUAUAUGUUACCCCUAUUGAGCUAUACAGUUUUUGGUGCUUGCAAGUCCCCAUAUUUUCCCCCUUGAUGUAUACAGCUCUUGCUGCUUCCAUGAAAUCGAUGUUGAUGGUGCUGUACUUACAAGCAAGUA